Molecule: messenger RNA, 4212 nt
Organism: Anthostomella pinea
Lineage: Eukaryota; Fungi; Ascomycota; Sordariomycetes; Xylariales; Xylariaceae
Source: the annotation of a GenBank genome assembly
AUGGCACAGUACAACAAUGGUCCUUGGGGAGGUGCACCCCAAGGAGGUGAAGACUUCGGCGUACAGAUGCGGCCGAUGGGAUUGAAAGUCCAUUACACCUUCGAUAAAGACAACCAAGAAAAGUGCCUUGCCCGAUGGCCUCACACUCUUCACGUCCAGACGGUCCCGAUAGACGAGCAGAACACCAUUGGGGCGAUCGACCUGAGGUUAUGCUUACAGGCUGUCACGCAAUGCAGCCCGGAGCUCGCAGGAGACAGCGAUAAGGACUAUACGAUUUACGCGUUCGACUAUUCGGAACCUGAUACGCCAUUGGUCGGACAGGGCAUGCUUUCCCGGGUGCUUGGCCAACCUGGUGGUCCUCCAGCCCCCCAGCAACAGUUGGUGACGGGCCGCGUCACGAAGAACACGUUUGCUAUCUUCGGCAAUGGGGUUAGAGAGACAUUGGAGGUCAAGCUGAAGUUCACGGGCGUCCCGAAGGUCACGCGAGAUACUCCCACACCGCACCCACAGAUCCAGGCAGGACAACGGCCGCCCUUCGCAAGAUCUGCCUCAACAAUGUCCGAAAAUAUGGAAUGGCAGUCUUUCAUCCAAUCCAACCCGCAUCUGGGCCAUACAGCAGGACCUCCGACUCCGCACUACCCGACCCUCGCACCUGCACCGGUCAGACGUUUCAGUUCGAAUUAUGAUGCCAGACAUGAUAUCACUGCACAAGGCACCCCUGGGCCACCAUCAGCCGCAGGGAGUCGCCCAGGAUCGGUCGAUCCGACUUUGAGAGUACGACCUGGUUCGACCUUUAGUCCUGGUCCCCAAUCGGCAACUCUGAUGGAGAAUUCGUCAUUCGAGGAGUCUAAUCCAAUACAGGCUCCGGCUAAAGCUAGCAAGGCUCAUUCCCGUCCUACAUCCAGAGCAUCGAGCCGGCCUCCAACCGGAAGGCCCCGAGGACGACCGCGUAAGACGCCUUUGGCAGGCGAAGGUAGCACAUCCGGCUAUGAAGAUGGCACUGAUGGUGAUGAUGCACCUCAGCCGAGCAAGAAGAGAGUCAAAACUACUCAGGUUCAACGUAGCAACACUGCUACCUUUGGUUCAGCUCCAGACUCUCUGCGAGUUGCUGCAAGUACUGCGGGUUCGAUCCGCAACUUCCGUCCCGUCGGCAUGGUGGCGGAUUCACCAGCCGGCAAUCAUCUACAUGAAGGUCCCAGAGCACCAACCCCAGUUCCCGAGUCGCGGUUUCUACCUCAAUCUCAAGGACGACCCAUGGCCCCGAGCAAUCUGAGACGCCAGUCUACGUCAGGUCAUGUCACAGACGGCUUACCUGGGCAUAUAGAGCCGAACCGCUCGAUGUCCCAGGGCCAGAACGCGGUGUCUCAAGGAUACUCUGCCGCGCCAUCUCCAUCAGCAUACAGUGAUGGACCCAGCCCAGCAGACAUUGGGUCGUCGCCUCCGGUUCCGAAGUCUGUUAUGUACCGCAUGCAAUCUAGCCCCGCCCCAUCAAGUCCCAUCCUGCCUCCUAUGCCCAUGGCGAUGCAACAGCCAGACUCAGGAUUCAUGAGUGGUGGGCUCGAAGGCCCACUUGACGAGGACAACACCGCCAAAAGUUCCGCCGAGCAUCCCCCUACGGAAACGGAAACGGCAGCAGCAAAGCCGAAGCCAAAACCGAAGCCCCGUCGCAGUCGUGCGAAGAAACAACCGCCGAAAACGGAGCCGGCCAAAUCUCUACUACCGCCCAAGCCUCAACCACCCAAGACUGAGGCAGGUUUCCGUAACGAAGUCCCAGGCCCCCCGGGAUUAUUACCAGAGGCAUCGAUAUACAACCCAUCGGUACCCUUAUGUCGCAGAGUCAGCGCGAAAAGAAAAAAGAUCACCAGUAAUACGGCAUUGCUUCCACCAGUGUUCGAAUCGUCCGGGUCGAUGUCUGUUAUACCAGAACCUGCUGGGAUCCUGCGCAUGAGAGCAAAGUCUGGCCAAGUUGAACCCUUAAUCCCCAGGUCUGAUGUACGUGGGCCUGACGUGACUGAGCCUGACGUACCUGCGCCUGUCGCCACUGAACCGGCCGAUUCUGUCUCUGUCGCUCCUGAGCCUGUCGUUCCUGAGCCCGUCGUACCUGCGCCUGUCGUUCCUGAGCCUACCGUUCAUGAUCCUGCGGUGUCUAAAUCAGUCCAGCCUAUGCUUGUGCAGCCUGAACCCUUCUGGCCUCAGCCUCCUGAGCGCGAUACUGCCGAAUCUGUUGAACCCCAUGCUCCCGAAGCUAGCGAGGAACAGCCGGCUGACCAACUCGAGCACCUCGAGGUAGACCAUACACAAAGAGAAUUUACUAGCUUGGAGUUAGCGUUCAUGGGCGAGUUUGGCAAUGAGCGGCAUGAAGAAUAUCUGGACUCUCUGGGCUUGGGCGACCACUCUUUCACGCCAGCUGAUGAGGAUGCUUCCCAAUACGAUGGCAUGAAUCCCCAUAUCGAAUCUGGAUUUCGGCUGGAACCUCCCCCAGCCCCGGCACCAGCUGCGGAAACCUCUGUGGAGCCCGAACUCCCGGUGGCACCAGCAAGUGAUCCCGUUCUGCCGCAGCUGACACUGCCAAUCCCACUGUCAGAAUCUGUCCAUCCACAAUCAGAUGUUCUGGAUGCUUUUGAUGCUCUUGACACAAAGUCCAACAAGAAUUAUGUCAAGAGGCAGCAGAUCAGGCAGAGGUUGGAAGAAGCUAUAGAGCAGGGUCAGCUUCCACAAUUUUGCCGCAACUGUGGUGCGCUGCAAACGCCAACGUGGCGGAAAAUCUGGAAGCAGGAACACAAGGGGGUACCAGCGUACCACGAGUAUUCAGAGAAGCCUGGCCAUGUUACUGCGAUCAACAUUUUGCUGAGGGACAAUGAGGGCAAGCCAACUUCGUACGAGAUUGUCAAGAAAUCUCUUGGCCCGAAGGAUGAUAGGAGCACGUGGACCGAAAUCCUCCUGUGUAACCCGUGCGGGAUAUGGUUCUCCAAGUGGAAAGCCCAUCGACCAUCAGAGAAGUGGGAGAAAGAUGAGCAAAGACUCUCUCAAACACGGAGAAAGCGGGCCAACGGCAGUGGAGCUGCGCGAGGAAAGAAGGCUCGAACCAAGAGCGACGCUCAGUCAAACCUUACUUCAGAAGCUUGUCUGCCGACAGACCCUCUUGGACCACCCGAGGGCUCGCUGUCGCCCAAGGAGCCGCCAACGAAGGCGGCAGGCCAUGGAAGACAGGCAGGGAGGGCUUUUGAUAACGGGUCUGGGAAAGAUCGCAAGAGGCUUGCUCCAGAGCCGAAAGGACCAGGCUCAACUCACUCUCGGGGAUCUACCCAUUCUAGAGGGAGUGGUACACCUGGAAGCCCUAUUGCUAUAGACGACGAGCUUGGCGGCACACGAAGACUUUUGUUUCCAUCUCCCCGCAAAACCGGCGAGCACAGAAUCCUAGGAGAAGUCGCGGUUAACAUCGUGCAGACCUCUCCUGGAUUCGCUGAAACUAAGGGGGGCGAAACCGGACCAGAGAAGGAGAAUAGUGGACCAGCUUCUCCAAGUCAGAAUCCAGCUAAUGACGAUAUGGCUUACCUCUUUGGUACACCACCGCGGCCAUCAACGCCGCCUCCCAAACCUGGCAACAGUGAGCCUUUCAAGACGCCGACACGUCCCACCCCAAGUCAUCGUCCCGUCACCAGGAGUGUCACCAGGUCUAUGCGCUCCGGAAGGUCUAUUACAUCGCCCGGCCAGAUGCUACUCGAACGCACUCCGACAAGGACUCCCACUAGGACACCGCGCUCGACACUGCUCUCCCUGCGACGUUCGCCACGCCACUCGCUACCCUCGCCCCGCCACGCGCUACCCUCGCAAUUUCUCCAAGAAACAAACUACGGGUCCCCUCUGACGAGAUCAAUCAACCAGCUUCUUUCUGAGGCGGACAACUUCGUCAUGCCAGGCCCACCUCGCGGGUUUCAGCUUGACCCUUAUUCUCUGUCUCAGCUGAACAGUGAUGAUCACCUGGGUGGCGGCCCGCGUUUCGACUUUGGCGACUUGCUAAGCACAGACGGCAUUGUGCCCAGCUCGCCGCCCCACAUGUUUCGUUACACGCAGCAGCAUGCGUUUGGCGGUAACCUAGUAGAAGACGAUAAAAUCGCCCGACUUUUGGACCCCUUCAACACCCAUGUGAAUGAGAGUACGAGUUUUGAUAGUACGAAUUUUGGGGAAGAGGGUGGUGAGGGCGCUCCCUGA